Solea solea (common sole) is the source of this 3908-nucleotide messenger RNA. Its product is annotated as tripartite motif-containing protein 16-like. The transcript is spliced from 2 exons. Gene Ontology annotation, molecular function: zinc ion binding. NCBI's taxonomy places the organism in Eukaryota, Metazoa, Chordata, Actinopteri, Pleuronectiformes, Soleidae. The record is from RefSeq and is a predicted model, not a curated record. Bases 89 to 1624 code for a protein of 511 amino acids.
AGUUCAUGAUCGGACAGAACAACAAGAAGAGACCGUUUAGAUCUUUUGUGAGUUUGACGGAGACUGAGAUUCACUUCAGUGACGAGAAAUGGCUCAGAGAGGAAAUCAGCUGGACCGAGAAAGAUUCUGCUGUUCGAUGUGUUUGGAUCUUCUGAAGGAUCCGGUGACUCUUUCCUGUGGACACAGCUACUGUAUGACCUGUAUCAACAACCACUGGGACAAAGAGGAUGAGAGGAUGAUCUACAGCUGUCCUCAGUGUAGAGAGACCUUCAGACUGAGACCUGACCUGAAGAAAAACACCAUGUUAGCAGAUUUAGUGGAGGAGUUGAAGAAGACUGACGUUCACGCUGCUCCUGCUGAUCACUGCUAUGCUGGAGCUGAAGAUGUGGCCUGUGAUGUCUGCACUGGCAGGAAAUACAAAGCUCUGAAGUCCUGUUUGGUUUGUUUGGCCUCUUACUGUGAGGAACAUCUCCAGCCUCAUCAUCAGUCACCUCCAUUAAAGAAACACAAGCUCGUGGAGCCCUCCAAGAACCUCCAGGAGAACAUCUGCCCUCUUCAUGACGAGGUGAUGAAGAUGUUUUGCCUUACUGAUCAGCAGUGUAUCUGUUAUCUCUGCUCUGUGGACGAACAUAAAGACCAUGACACGGUCUCAGCUGCAGCAGAAAGGAAGCAGAAGCAGAAGGAGCUGGAGCUGAGUCUAGAAGAAACCCAGCAGAGACUCCAGGACAGAGAGAAGGGUGAGGAGGUGCUGGAUCAGGAGGUAAAGGCAGUCAGUCUCUCUGCUGAUAAAGCAGUGAACGACACUGACAAGAUCUUCACUGAGAUGAUUGAUGUCCUGCAGAUAAGAAGCUCUAAGGUGAAGCAGCAGAUCAGAUCCAAGCAGGAAACUGAAGUGAGUCGAGUCAAAGACGUUCAGAAGAAGCUGCAGCAGGAGAUCACUGAGCUGAAGAGGAGAGAAGCUGAACUGAAGCAGCUUCUGAACUCAGAGGAUCACACCCAGUUUCUCCUCAACUACCGCUCACUGUCAGCACUCAGUCCAUCUACACACUCGUCCACCAUCAACAUCCAACCUCAAAGAUACUUUGAGGACAUGAUGGCAGCUGUGGCAAAGGUCAGAGGUCAACUACAGGAUGUUCUGACUGGGACAUGGACAAACCUCUCGCUGACAGUGACUCCAGAUGAUGCUUUACUGCCACAACCAGAACAAAAGACCAGAGCUGAAUUCCUCAUAUAUUCACAGGAAAUCACACUGGAUCCAGACACAGCUCACACACAGCUGUUUUUAUCUGAGGGAAACAGAAAAGUGACAUUAAUGAAUGAAAAACAGUCUUAUCCACAUCACACAGACAGAUUCACUGAUUGGCGUCAGGUCCUGAGUAAAGAGAGUCUGACUGGGCGCUGUUACUGGGAGGUGAAGUGGAGAGGAGCAGGAGGAGCUAAUGUCGCAGUGACGUACAAGAACAUCAGCAGAUCAGGAAGAUCACAAGAAUGUGGAUUUGGAAACAACGACAAAUCUUGGGCUUUGUAUUGUGCCAACUUCCGUUGUGACUUUUAUCACAAAAGUAUCAAGACUAAAGUCAUGAAAGAAUAUGCAACCACUGGGACAAAGAGGAUGAGAGGAUGAUCUACAGCUGUCCUCAGUGUAGAGAGACCUUCAGACUGAGACCUGACCUGAAGAAAAACACCAUGUUAGCAGAUUUAGUGGAGGAGUUGAAGAAGACUGACGUUCACGCUGCUCCUGCUGAUCACUGCUAUGCUGGAGCUGAAGAUGUGGCCUGUGAUGUCUGCACUGGCAGGAAAUACAAAGCUCUGAAGUCCUGUUUGGUUUGUUUGGCCUCUUACUGUGAGGAACAUCUCCAGCCUCAUCAUCAGUCACCUCCAUUAAAGAAACACAAGCUCGCGGAGCCCUCCAAGAACCUCCAGGAGAACAUCUGCCCUCUUCAUGACGAGGUGAUGAAGAUGUUUUGCCGUACUGAUCAGCAGUGUAUCUGUUAUCUCUGCUCUGUGGACGAACAUAAAGACCAUGACACGGUCUCAGCUGCAGCAGAAAGGAAGCAGAAGCAGAAGGAGCUGGAGCUGAGUCUAGAAGAAACCCAGCAGAGAGAAGGGUGAGGAGGUGCUGGAUCAGGAGGUAAAGGCAGUCAGUCUCUCUGCUGAUAAAGCAGUGAACGACACUGACAAGAUCUUCACUGAGAUGAUUGAUGUCCUGCAGAUAAGAAGCUCUAAGGUGAAGCUUAAUUAUGACGUUGCUAUAUAUACACAGAAUAUGCUAACAGCAUAUAUAUGUUUAUAUAUAUAUGUAUAUAUAUAUAUACAUAUAUAUAUAUAUGGAGAGAGAGAGAGAGAGAGAGAGAGAGAGAGACAUGUAUAUACUGCCAAAUGAGUAAUCAUUUGAAAAAUUUUGAUUUUUUUUUGGGAAUUGGGAUCUUUGGGAUAUUUUAAUUAUCUUUCAGGUAAAUAUUAUACAUAAUAAAUAAAUGAAAUAACAGUAAACCCUCUUCAGCUUGUUUUUUAAAAUGAAAUAAAUUACUAUUUAACAGAAAUGAUUAGUGUGAACCUACGUCUCUUACUCUUAAAGUUAAAAUCCUUGUUUAUCAACACGCAUAUGUAUAUUACUUUUUGUUGAAAUGUUGAUUUUUCCUGAUCUUUUAUUUCUUACUGUUCCGUCUGGUUUCGUAUGCAAACUGGGGUUCCUAAAUUGAGUUUUGGAAAGUGAAUUAAUUGUACAAAUAAAAUGGCUUUUUUUUAUUAUUUAUUUUUAAUUAUUGGAGUCCAUUUUGUUAAAAAGAACAACAUUAAAGCAGGGAAAUCCCAUUUCAUUGCCAUUUUUAAAAUACUGUGUUGUUCGGCUCUUUGUCUCUUACUUUUGUUUGAAAUGUGUCUUUCAGUGUUGAGCCCUCAGCGUGUUCAAAUGUUUGACAUAAUUAUAUUAAUUGUGGCUUAUUAGUGCAUAUCCUACCUGACAACAUACUAUGACAAUGACUUUACAAGAGGCUCAAAAUACGUUCUAAAAAAAAAAAAAAGGGACCAAACUACAUCAAUCUAGUCUUCAAAGAAAUUUGUAUUUAUUUUACCCACAACAUUAAAUUUACCUGGAGACAGAGCUCACUUCUGUCCACUCAAGUUUCACGAGCAGGACUUUAAAAAAAAAACAAAAAAAAAAACUCUCUGGUCUCAUUGCUGUGAUCGCCUGUCAAUCAGACACUGUGGGCAGGUCCUUUGGCAUCAUAUAAUUAACUCAAACCGAUCCUCUACCAGGAAUGAAGCUGAACCUGUAAACUCCUCCUCUGAUGAUGAUGCUGAUCUUCAACAUAAUCAGGUUUUCUUUGACAGGCUGAGCAGUUCAUGAUCGGACAGAACAACAAGAAGAGACCGUUUAGAUCUUUUGUGAGUUUGACGGAGACUGAGAUUCACUUCAGUGACGAGAAAUGGCUCAGAGAGGAAAUCAGCUGGACCGAGAAAGAUUCUGCUGUUCGAUGUGUUUGGAUCUUCUGAAGGAUCCGGUGACUCUUUCCUGUGGACACAGCUACUGUAUGACCUGUAUCAACAACCACUGGGACAAAGAGGAUGAGAGGAUGAUCUACAGCUGUCCUCAGUGUAGAGAGACCUUCAGACUGAAAUGAAAUGAAUUACUAUUUAACAGAAAUGAUUAGUGUGAACCUACGUCUCUUACUCUUAAAGUUAAAAUCCUUGUUUAUCAACACUCAUAUGUAUAUUACUUUUUGUUGAAAUGUUGAUUUUUCCUGAUCUUUUAUUUCUUACUGUUCCGUCUGGUUUCGUAUGCAAACGGGUUCCUAAAUUGAGUUUUGGAAAGUGAAUUAAUUGUACAAAUAAAAUGUUUUUUUUUAUUAUUUAUUUUUAAUUAUUGGAGUCCAUUUUGUUAAAAAGAACAACAUUAAAGCAGGGAA